Molecule: messenger RNA, 1810 nt
Organism: Tricharina praecox
Lineage: Eukaryota; Fungi; Ascomycota; Pezizomycetes; Pezizales; Pyronemataceae
Product: WD40-repeat-containing domain protein
Exons: 3
Coding region: 123-1754 (543 amino acids)
Cellular component (GO): small-subunit processome
Molecular function (GO): protein binding; snoRNA binding
Source: RefSeq, a predicted model, not a curated record
ACUCUCUCUCUCACGCUGAGAGAAAUGUCAUUCCGCCUGUUCCUUUGUCGGUGAACGCCAACACCACUCCAUUACUCAAUCGGCCGCGAAACAUAUACAUACGCUCAUAGUACCAACCGAUAAUGUCGUCGUUUUUCACCCUGCCGGGCUCUGCGAAACGAAAACGUGCCGACGCCGCCGGGAAUAAGUCUAAGAAAGUUCGCCCCACAGACGCAGCAGCUGGUGGAUCGGAGAAGCGACCGCAGAAGAGGAGGAAUGAGGAUGAUGAGAUCUCGAGCGAGUCAGAGGAUGAGAAUGCGAAGCCCAGAGGAUCGGACGACGAGGACGAGGACGAGGAGCUUGCUGGGGAGACUGCGGCGGAAAAGCGCCUGAGGCUUGCGCAACAGUAUCUGAACAAUAUUCGCGAGGAAGUUGAUGAGGGUGGAUUCGACGCUGCCGACAUCGACCGUGAUCUGAUCGCCGAGCGCUUGAAGGAGGAUGUCGCGGAGGAGAAGGGCCGUUUAUAUCGACAUAUCGCCGACGAUUUCUCGUUUAGCACUGCCGUCUCGUCCCUAUUCCGAAUGGAUGCUGGUCCCACUACCGGCAUCGCCGUCAGCGAUCCAUACAUCUACACUGUCACCCGUCACCGAUACCUCGUGAAGUGGGAGCUCCCCGCUUACCCGCCCCCACCAGCCACUUCGAACAACACUCCCCGGACAAGGCCUAAACGAGUGCAGUACGUGCGCGGAGGCCGGAAGAAGGACGAGGGCUUUGAGGGCCACACGGAUGAUAUCCUUUGUGUUGCUGCAUCCGCGGAUGGGAAAUUUGUUGCGACUGGAGGCAAAGACCACAAGCUCAUCGUAUGGGAUGCCGAGACAUUGAAGAUCCUGAAGGUGUUCAGGCAGCAUCGUGCAGGUGUCACUGGUCUUGUUUUCAGGCGCGGGACGAAUGAGCUGUACUCAAGCUCUUCCGACCGGACAGUGAAGCUGUGGAGCUUGAACGAGCUGGCGUACGUGGAGACUCUUUUCGGACACCAGGAUGAGGUUCUGAGCAUUGCUGCGUUAGCUGGGGAACGGUGUGUUUCGGUUGGUGCUCGCGACCGGACGGCGAGGUUAUGGAAGAUUGUCGAUGAGACACAACUUGUGUUCCGCGGCGGUGGGUCUGGGGAGGGGAAAGUACGAAAGAACAAGGACGGGAGUAUACGGCACGAGGAGGGCAGUAUGGAUUGUGUUGCCAUGCUCGAUGAAGAGCAUUUCGUCACCGGAAGUGACAAUGGAAACAUUUCCCUCUGGUCGAUCCACAAGAAGAAGCCUAUACACACGAUCCAAGUCUCCCACGGACUCGCCCCACCCCUGCUACCGGAGAAAUCUAGCGCGGAAACAAAUCCUGUACAAGAGCCCGCCGCUCCCGCUCAGCCCCGCUGGGUCACCGCGCUGACGGCUAUUCCAUACUCCAACCUAAUAUUCUCCGGCUCUUGGGAUGGAAGUGUAAGAGCCUGGAAAGUGACGGCCGACAAGAGGAAGCUCGAGGCUGUGGGUGUGAUAGGCGGCGAAGGCACCGUCCGUGGAAUCGUCAACGGGAUCGCAGUUCUGGAGAGAGGUACCACCAAGAAAGAUGCGAAGGUGGUCGUCUGCGUCGCCACCGGAAAGGAGAUGAGGCUGGGAAGAUGGAUGGAGGUCGAGGGACGGAGCGGUGGCUACGUUUUGGACGUCAUGAAGAAGAGCUCGGGCACUGGCGGUGCUGACGAGGAUAUGGAGGAGGGCGGCGAUGCAUAGUCAGAGGAUUUGGUUGUAAAUACAAAAGCUUCUCAUCUAUAGGUUCAAUUCUGGAG